Molecule: messenger RNA, 669 nt
Organism: Sphenostylis stenocarpa
Lineage: Eukaryota; Viridiplantae; Streptophyta; Magnoliopsida; Fabales; Fabaceae
Source: the annotation of a GenBank genome assembly
AUGAUUUCGAAUCCGGAAUUGAUCCACUACGCCUGCAUUGCUCGAUCGGACACCAUCUUGGCCCAGCACCAGAGCGAGAAGGAGCCGAACAUGGAGGCCCUGGCGGCCCAAUGCGUGGCCCAAACCCCGCCCAAUCACUCCCUCUUCUCCCACACCGUCAACAGCCGUACCUACACCUUCCUCAUCGACCCUCCCUUUGUUUUCUUCGCCAUCUCCCACCACACCCUCCUCAAAUCCCAAACCCUCCCCUUCCUCCACCGCAUCCGAUCCUCCUUCCGUAAAACCCUACCCUCCUCCUCCGACAACGUCCACCACGACUUCACCCCUCUCUCGUUUCAGCCCCAAUUUCAUUCCAUCUUCAACGACGCCCUCAGCUUUGAUUCCAAAGACCGUAGCCUCAGAUCGCAACCCCCCCUCAGCUCUCCCCCUCAGGGCCUCAAGAAGAAGAAGAGACCCAGCGAUGCACCCGCCACGCUCGACGUCUCCGACGACGCCGUUUCCCUCUCCCCUCUCAAGCCCCAGCCCCUGCCCCACGACCGCCAUGCCAAGGCCAAACACGUGUGGAAAAAACACGUCUGGGUCCUCCUCCUCCUUGAUUUGUUCGUCUGCGCCGUCCUUUUCGUCAUCUGGUUGUGGGUCUGCAGCGGCUUCAAGUGUAUGACCAAUUGA